CAACUGAAAAGAGGAAGAUGGCGUCCAGAAGGACCAUAUGGGGUUUCUUCAUUGCUCUCUUUGCGCUAGUAGCGGAGGUAAGCCUUCAGAGAGUUGUGCCAUCGUUUCACUCAAGUCAACUUUUGCAAGUUCCAAAGGGACAUUAUGUAGAACUCAAUUUUACCUUGGAGACGUCACAUGCAACACCAUGCAUUGAUGAUAUGUACCUCGCGAUUCGCGAUGGAUACAACAAGUCUGCCAAUCUUCUCGGAAGAUUUUGUGGAAGGAACAUUUCUGGUAUUGUGCGAUCCAGUGGACAAAACUUGUGGAUCAGUAAAUCUGGUUUUUCCAAGCAUUGUAUCAGGUUUUGGGGCUCUUACAUCAACAAAACACUUAACAUAACAGUCUACCCCAGUCUUGACAACGUGGCUACAACUCAGUUUGUUCUUUUCAACCAAACCUCAUCUCUAUGGUGUCCAGCACAAGGUGCACCGGCACCAAUUAUUGUUUGGAGAAAGAACGGCACAGUGGUACAGAACAGUACGAGUGUGCAGUAUCAGCUGAACAUUAAUGGAGAAAACUAUGACAAGUACAGCUGUGAAGUGAACAGACAUGAAAAAAAAGAAAUUCGUCUCGUCAUUGAAACAUCUCAGCGGUCCGGAAUCCUUAAUCUUCGAAUCUUAUUGGCUUAUUCCGCGCGCUCCAGCAGUUCGGAUUUUCCCAUUCAGAUCCCGGGUACAGAAUGUUCCGAGCAACUAGGUGAAAAUCAGAUAGAGGAGUUACCACUUGGACUCUUCUACACCAACAAGAAGUUGAACCAGUUACAUCUGGAUGGUAAUCAGAUAGAGGAACUGCCACCUGGAGUCUUCAACAACAACACGGAGCUGAAGUUCUUGUGGUUAAAUAAAAACAACAUCAAGAAGUUGCGUGGUGAUCUAUUUACUCAUUUAGUCAAGCUUCAGUGGCUAAAACUCGAUGUCAAUCAGAUAGAGGAGCUACCACUUGGAUCCUUCAAUAGCAACACGGAGUUGACCGAAUUGUGGUUAAACAAUAACAAAAUCAAGGAAUUGGGAAAAGACAUAUUUACUCCUUUAGUCAAGCUUCAAAAGCUAUACCUAAAUGACAAUCAGAUAAAGGAGCUAUCACCUGGAGUAUUCAAUAGCAACACAGAGUUGACCGAAUUGUGGUUACAAAACAAUGAAAUCAAGAAGUUGCCUGGUGAUUUAUUUAAUCUUUUAGUCAAGCUGCACGAGCUAUAUCUAGACCAAAAUCAGAUAGAGGAACUACCGAAGGGAGUCUUCAAUAGCAACACCGAGUUGACCUACCUAUCCCUGGACAAUAACAGAAUCAAGGAGUUGCAUCAUACUCUAUUGACUCAGUCAGUAAAGCUUCAGCAGUUACGUCUUCAAAUCAACAAUCUGGAAAAAUUACCAAAGCGAUUGUUUGAUGGCUUGAGACACUUAUCAAAACUAUGGCUGCAGGACAACGCGAUCCAAAUGCUACCCAAGGACAUUUUCAAGGAUUUGGUUAACUUGGAUGAACUGGAUCUCUCUAAUAACAAAGUGGAGAAACUGCCAGACGGAAUCUUUUGCAACGUAACGAGGCUCACAACACUGUAA
Molecule: messenger RNA, 1598 nt
Organism: Stylophora pistillata
Lineage: Eukaryota; Metazoa; Cnidaria; Anthozoa; Scleractinia; Pocilloporidae
Biological process (GO): hormone-mediated signaling pathway; adenylate cyclase-activating G protein-coupled receptor signaling pathway; activation of adenylate cyclase activity
Cellular component (GO): plasma membrane
Molecular function (GO): G protein-coupled peptide receptor activity; protein binding
Source: RefSeq, a predicted model, not a curated record